ACUCUACUAGCGCCAGCGCUAGCGCGGUCGGCAAGCUCGCGGUGCGCUAGCGCUUGCUCUAUUCAGUAAGUGGUAAAAUGGCGGCAAUUCGCUCAGAGUCAGGACAGGAAGCAAAUGAAACUACGGGGGAAGUCAUCUUCAUAUUGAGCGAUAGUGACGAAGAACCUACCAAACCAAGCGCAAAGAAUUCUCAGCAGACACACUAUAAAUUCUUAUUUGAUGAGUUUGUAACCUGCUCCAACAACCUUCUGACGAAGAUCAGAGACAAAGCUACAACAGAGAAGAUCAGGAAACAUCUGAUUAAAGGGUUCAAGGCUGCCAGAGAAGACUACCUCUCAUCGGAGGAGUUCACAAAUACAGUUCGACAACAUCUUGGAGAACUUCAGAAGCCAGACAUAAAAGACCAGGCCAUCUUCUCUGUUGUGCAUGAUGUAGUGAUCCAUCUAAAAAAUGCUUCCAACAAGCCUAAAAAGUCAAAAGAGAACAAAACAGGAGUGGGGGAUUCAGGGAAACAUGAAGAUAAACUUUUGAGUAAUGGGGGCAUUGAGACGGACGAUGCGAAGACAGCUGGGACAGAUCCAAGGACUAAUGGCCCAGAUGAAUCUGAUCCACAGGGGACGAAAGAUGUGAAUUCUGGCAUUCUAUCAGGAGAUAUCAAGAAAGAAGUAGUUUCUACCAGGAGAGAUGUUGACCCUGGCAACAUAGCUGGGGGUUCUAGUGAGGUAGCAAAAUUUAAUGAUGCUAAUAAAUCAUCAAACACUUCUGUCCUGGAGAAACCAUCAUGCAGCAAAGAUAAAAGUGAAGAGGAGGAAAAAGGUGAUGAAGAUAAAGGAAAGAAACGCAAAAUCAGGAGAAUGGAAAAACUGAUGGGAAGGUUAAAUAGAGAGAUCCGAAGGUACAGUGAGAAAGAAUUGAGCCUCGAGGAAAUGGGCAGAGACGAUUCAUCUCAUAUGAUCGAGCAUAAACUUAGAAAGAGAUUUGUAGAAGCAUGGCAGAAGUGGUGUAAGCUGAAAGGCUAUGAGGCAAAAACAGGGCGUGGUGUAGAAAAGAAAGUAAACUUUAAGGGUACAAGGUACCCAGAAAUCAACAAGAGAAUCUGUAAAUUAGUAAAGGGUAAUAAAUUUCCAGAUUUCCACGAUGUAUACCAUGUUAUCAGGAAGACAAAUACAAGGGAUAAAUUAGGGAUCCAUGAAUUUGAUCUGCGCCCGUUGGCUACCGAAGUCUUCAAAGAUGUUGGUGAAAUGCUGAGUAAACGUAGGAUCAAUGACUACAUGUGCAAUGCUGGGUAUGCAUCUUUCUUUGAUGCGCCCGAUGAUCCUGCAAAUGAGAAUCCAGAAUUGAGGACAAGGUUGGAAGAUAAUGCCAUCAAGGGGAGGGAGAUGAUGGACAGCGUCCUGGAGAAGUAUACGCUUAAGGCAAGAGAGGUGCACAAACCAGGUGUUGAACCAGAGUUUGAUAGAACAAGUGAACCAGAGGUUGCACCAGAUGAAAGUGAAGAUGACUUUGAAGAUGGUGAUUGGGUUGAGUAUGUUUCUGAUUCAGAUGAAAGCCAAUCUGAAUCAGGAGCAGUUAAAAGUCCAGAGAUGGAAUCAAAAGGGAUGGAAACAUGUCCAGACAAAGCAGAUGAAAACCAAAUUGAAGGUUCUAAGAAACGUCCCAUUGAAAGGGAAUCACUCUCAGAUGACAAUUCAAAAAAGGUAAAGCUUUCCAGCAAUGACGCUGAAAAGACAGAUGUAAUUUCAAACGGAACACCUCAAAGCAAUACAGAGGUAAAAGUGGCCCAUGUAUCUAAGGCUCCAGAAACCAUGCAUCCUCAGGGAAAUGUGAAAGCAGAAACAGUGAAACCUUUUCCUUCAAAGCCUCAUUUUGAUCCCACCAAGAACGGUAUCCCAUCAACCAGCUCUUGUCAGGUUAGGCUAGUGAAGACAAAUCCUGUGCAACUUUGCAACCACAAGAUCAACACUCUUCAAGCCUUUCAGAAUUCUUCCUCCAAGCCUGAAAGCGCAAAUAGCAGUAUCCCAACAACAGGCACAAGCCUUAUUAAGCCUGUGAAGACACAGCCAGUGCAACUUUGUACUUCCAGGAGUAAACCUGCUCCCAACCAACCACAACCAGUAUCCUUUGCAAGUGGCUCAAAGACUCUGGCAUGUAGCUCAAACAAUAUUGUAAGAACGCAAGUAAGAAAGAUUGCGAUUCCAGUAGCUGAAGUGAAACAAGAAAUAGCAAUUAUCAAAAGGGCACCAGUAGAUGUGGGUUCUUCAAGAAGUGCAAGUUUGUCCAACAAUGGUCCACCCCGUAGAAAGAUUGCGAUUCCAGUAGCUGAAGUGAAACAAGAAUUAACAAUUAACACAAGGGCACCAGUAGGUGAGGGUUCUUCAAGAAGUGCAAGUUUGUCCAACAAUGGUCCAUCCCGUAGAAUUCAGCUGACCUCGCUAGACUCAAGAUCACAGCUGAUUUCACUUUCCAGAUCACUGCCUCCUAGUAAGGUGCACACUAAUGGCACUGUAGUGACACCCACUCGAAUUGACUUACCAGUGCGUAAAACAAAUGCUGCUAUCAGUGCCACUCAAAAAGUUGGUCCUUCCCUCAGUCGUUCAAUUUCAGUAAAGACUCAAAACAAGCAAUCAAAUGGACCUAAAGCAAUUUACAAGGAAGAUGAGGAUGGUUGUAUUGUUAUCGAGUAGUGACUACCGUAAUGGCAGUCCAAGCAUUUCAGAAGGCCAUCAUGAUAUAAAGCGUGUAUAUAAGGCUAUAGGGGAUAAUAGAGAUAUAUUAAAGGGAUGAAACCUUUGGAACAAAUAGGCUUGUGUCGAAACAGAAAAAUCAAAGAAUAAGAACAAAGAAAGUUU
Messenger RNA from Lytechinus variegatus (green sea urchin), 2849 nucleotides. Its product is annotated as death domain-associated protein 6-like. The coding region runs from base 78 to 2684 and encodes 868 amino acids. The transcript has 2 exons. Gene Ontology annotation, molecular function: histone binding. The record is from RefSeq and is a predicted model, not a curated record. Lineage: Eukaryota; Metazoa; Echinodermata; Echinoidea; Temnopleuroida; Toxopneustidae.